AUGACGGGCUUAUUGAAUGAUGGCGAUAUGGAACUUCUGAAAAGUGUUCAUGCAACAAAUAUCCACUCUAUACAGAGGUUAGUAUUCGCAGAUAUGAAACUAGAAAAUAUGGGUGCCGAUGUAACUCAAGGUAGCAAGAUGGCCUCCAUAGAAGGUGCCAAGUUAAAAUUAACUUCGGUCAUUAAUGUACCUGAUUUACUGGAUAUUUCGUCAAAUUCAAGCACGGAUAAUACUUCCUCCGCUGAUGAGAAUUACAAAAUCGUUCCUAAUGCGAUAGAAACCUUCUAUCACAAUACAAUUCGCCUCUUCAUUAUUCGAUUUUCUAUAUCUUGUUUCCAAAGCACAAUUCUCUCUUUGGACGGAAUUUAUUAA
Messenger RNA from Rodentolepis nana, 372 nucleotides. NCBI's taxonomy places the organism in Eukaryota, Metazoa, Platyhelminthes, Cestoda, Cyclophyllidea, Hymenolepididae. The record is from the annotation of a GenBank genome assembly.